AUGACCAUCGCCCUCGCCCAGAACUCCCUUGCGCUCCGCUCCGGCGCCGCCGACGCGUCCAAGAGCGUUCAACGCUCGAUCAAACGACGCGUCGUCGUCGUCAGGGCGUCGCGCGACGACCAGGAGUCCAUCGAAGCGAUCGAGCAGAGACUCAAGCAGAGACGAAACCAACCCACGCCUUCGGGUGUGCGGAACGACGCCAGCGCGCGCGCGGGAACGAACCCGGCGCUCGGGUACCUGGAUAACGCGGCGCGACGAGACCGAGUGAAACCCGGGGCGAACGGGCAGUUGGCGGCGUGGGAGAGCGACCCGGCGGCGUGGGACGAGCGAAACGUGGGCGAACGCGCGUGGAUCAUCUGGACGGGGGAGAAGGGAUGGAUGUACUGGAUGAAUCAAGCGUCGUUAUACGGUGCCGGGGGGUUGGCGUUUUUUUGGGUCGCGUUUCGGUUCGUCGGACCGGCGAUCGGGCUGUACAAGUUGAACUAG
Molecule: messenger RNA, 486 nt
Organism: Ostreococcus tauri
Lineage: Eukaryota; Viridiplantae; Chlorophyta; Mamiellophyceae; Mamiellales; Bathycoccaceae
Product: unnamed product
Exons: 1
Coding region: 1-486 (161 amino acids)
Cellular component (GO): chloroplast
Source: RefSeq, a predicted model, not a curated record